AUUUUGCUGAAUUAACUUCAAAACUCUCCAAACAUGAGAACACCUGCCAAACAGAUCAUUGAAAGGAAGAAUUCUUUUCAUGUUUUAUAACCAUCUCUGGUUAAAUUUCUUCACAAAAGAAGAAACCAGCUGAUUUGUCCAGAGUGGUGCAGUAGUUUGGUUCAACAUGCGUUCCUGUCAUUCCUUCAAUGUCCGGGUGCUGGUGGCUGUUGUGUGUGGGCUGCUGACAGGUGUCGUUUUGGGCCUGGGCAUCUGGAGGUUGGCAAUAAGGAUCAGCAGAGGCCUAUCUGCUUCUGUGCCGAGCACCCCUGUACAGUUCUGCAGGAAUGGUGGAACCUGGCAGAACAGCAGGUGCAUUUGUACUGAAGAGUGGACAGGGCUGAGGUGUACAAUUGCUAAUUUCUGUGAAAACAGUACCGCCCUGAACUUUACCUUUCCCAGAAUUGCAGUGGGCAGAUAUGGAGCUUCUCUGGAAACAUGUGGUGUGAACACUGCAAACGCGGGGACUCCUAGAGCAACUCGGCUGUGCAGUAUUUCUGAGUAUGGAGAGAUAAAAUUGGAAGAUGCAGUGAUAGGAAACUGUGAAGAAAAUCUGGAGACACUAGAAAUGCAGAUAGACAACAUCACCACAGAAUCUACGGCUAUUUCUUCAGAAGCCCAGAUUUUAACAGCUAAUGCCAGAAUAUUAACUCCUGAGAACAUCACUUCUGCUACUAGAGUGGUUGGACAGAUCUUCAAUGAAAGCAGAAGGGCUGAAGAGCAGGCAAAAAGAGUCGCUAUAACCACGGUGAGUCAGCUUCUGGAUGCCAGUGAAGAUGUUUUUCAAAAAGCCGCCAUGAUUGAUAAUGAGGACUCCUUUUCCACGCUUAUUGAGCAGAUGGAGUCCUACUCCUUUUCUCUGGGUGAUGAAUCAAUAGUGGAACCUAACAUAGCAAUCCAGUCAGUCACGCGAGGCGAUGAUGCAGGGUCAAGUGUUCUCUUCUCCGUGCAGAAAGGAUCGAGUGGUUCUCUAGUUUCUGGUGAGACAUCCAUUGAUAAAACUGCAGACAGACUCACUCCAAACGGACAGACUGAACUUCAGAUCCUGCUUAAAACCGGGGAAAACUAUAAAAAUUCAUGUGGUUUUGUAGUGUACCAAAACCACAAACUUUUCCAAUCAAAAACUUUCACUGCUACAUCAGAUUUUAGUCAAAAAAUUAUCUCAGGCAAAAUAAAUUCAAGUGAUCAAGACCCAGAUGUUUCUGUGGAAAUGGUAUUUAAUCCUGCGUAUGACAAAAGUGAAUUCCAGCUUCACUCUUAUGCCUGUGUCUACUGGAAUUUUUCAAGAAAUGACUGGGACACACAUGGCUGCCAAAAGGAUGGGAGCACUAAAGGGUUCCUUGGUUGCCGCUGCAACCACACAACCAAUUUCGCAGUACUGAUGACUUUCAAAAAGGGUUACCAGUACCCCAAAUCCUUAGACAUAUUGUCCAACAUUGGUUGUGCCCUGUCCAUCGCUGGCCUGGCUCUAACUAUUAUAUUCCAGAUUGUCACCAGGAAGAUCAGAAAAACCUCAGUAACCUGGGUGUUGGUCAGUUUGUGUACAUCAAUGUUGAUUUUUAACCUCCUCUUUGUGUUUGGAAUUGAAAACUCCAAUAAGAAAUUAGUGAUAAAUGAUGCUGACACUACUAAACCUGACACCAAUGAAAUACCUGCGCGAGACACGGUCAACACCCCGAACCCCUCCUGCACAGCCGUGGCUGCAUUCCUCCACUAUUUUCUGUUGGUGACGUUCACCUGGAACGGACUCAGCGCCACGCAGCUCUACUUCCUUCUGAUCAGAACCAUGAAGCCCCUGCCUCCGCAUUUCAUUGCGAUCAUCUCAUUAGUUGGAUGGGGAGUUCCCGCUAUAGUCGUGGGUGUCACGGUGGGGAUUAUUUAUGCCCAGAGUGGAGACAAGUCAUACUGGGAGUUAGACUAUCGGCAAGAGGAAAUCUGCUGGUUGGCCAUUCCCAAGAGUGAUAAUUUUGUAAAAAGUCCAUUUUUGUGGUCUUUCAUCAUCCCUGUAACCAUUAUCCUCAUCACUAAUAUUGUUAUAUUCGUCAUAAUCACGGUCAAAGUGCUGUGGAAGAACAACCAGAACCUGACGAGCACAAAAAAAGUUUCAUCCCUAAAGAAGACUCUUAGUACAUUAUCUAUUGCCGUUGUUUUUGGAGUCACCUGGAUUUUUGCAUAUGCUAUGCUAAUCAAUGAUGAUAACAUAAGGAUUGUUUUCAGCUACAUUUUCUGUCUUUUCAACACCACUCAGGGACUACAAAUCUUCAUCCUCUAUACUGUUCGAACCAAAGUAUUUCAGAGUGAAGCGUCCAAGGUGUUGAAGUCACUGUCAUCAUCCUUUGACAGAGUGAAGCCAUCGGCUUCAUGGAUCCCGCUGAGAUUGCGUAUGAGAAUGUACAAUAUGCUCAGGUCCAUACCAUCCCUGAAUGAACGAUUUAGGCUACUGGAGCCAUCUAUAGUGUCCGAGGAAACAUCAUUAUCUUGAGAGUGACCAAACGAAGGCAAGUGCCUAUAAGAUUGUUCCCUAUGAUGGUCUUUUUGUCCAACUCCUAAAAUUUGUGUCUGUUUAUGUCACUCUACUUCUUCUAGAAUGUCUUCCUAAAGACACAUUAAAACUUGAUGUUUCUUAUGACAAGAAUAGUGGAUUUGGUAGGGUUUUUGUGGUUUUUACUAGCCUAUUACGUGAUUCAAGUCAAGAAUUCCACAUAGUAUUCAAGAUGACCAUUGUUAUGUCAUUAGAUCUGCAUGGUACACUUUGAUAGUCAUGUAGAACUUACAACAAAUUCCUUCCCAACUUAUUAAAAAAGACAUGAAGAAAAAUUACCUUCUAGAAGAAACUGACUACUGAUAAAUACAGGGAGUUGUUUGCAUACAUUACACUUUUGCA
This is a messenger RNA of Arvicola amphibius (Eurasian water vole), 2923 nucleotides long. RefSeq names its product adhesion G protein-coupled receptor G7 (gene Adgrg7). The coding region runs from base 167 to 2521 and encodes 784 amino acids. The record is from RefSeq and is a predicted model, not a curated record. Gene Ontology annotation, biological process: cell surface receptor signaling pathway; G protein-coupled receptor signaling pathway. Gene Ontology annotation, molecular function: G protein-coupled receptor activity. Gene Ontology annotation, cellular component: membrane. NCBI's taxonomy places the organism in Eukaryota, Metazoa, Chordata, Mammalia, Rodentia, Cricetidae. The transcript is spliced from 17 exons.